UCUGUUAUUUAGGACCAAAGAAAUCGAACGGAAGUCUCACUCUUCCUUCCUUGGAAAUGCAUUCACUAUUACAUCUAAUCCCCUCUUGAGUGUGAGCAGUGAGCAGUGAGCAGUGAAGAAUUUUGAUGUUCACCACCAUGUCUUUAGCUCCCCAUUAUCUCUAUUCUUCACGCUUACUUCCCAAAAUUUGCCCUCCUAACCAUUCCUCUUCCUCUUCCUUCAUUCUAUGCUCUCAAUCCCAUUCCCAUCCCAAACUCUCUCAUCCACCUUUCUCCACUUCCUUUUCAACUUCUCAUUCCCUUAAACACUCACCUUUCAUCCUCAGAGCAUCCGAUACAGAAUCCAAAACCGACACUGAUUCAGAUGAUCCUAACCAACAACCUUACGAAGAGUACGAAGUGGAGCUAGAGCAGCCUUAUGGUUUGAAAUUCGCCAAGGGCCGAGAUGGUGGAACUUAUAUCGACGCCAUUGCUCCUGGUGGUUUUGCCGACAAGACUGGAUUGUUCACCGUUGGUGAUAGAGUUCUUGCUACCAGUGCAGUAUUUGGUACAGAAAUAUGGCCCGCUGCUGAAUACGGAAGGACAAUGUACACAAUUCGGCAAAGAAUUGGUCCGUUACUCAUGAAAAUGCAGAAGAGAUAUGGAAAAACAGAUAGUUUCGGUGAGUUAACGGAAAAGGAGAUAAUCAGAGCAGAAAGAAACUCGGGCGUAGUCAGUAAUAAAGUGAGAGAAAUUCAAUUGCAAAAUGCCUUGAGAAUGAAGGAGCAGAAAGCACGCAGAGAAAAUGACCUACGCCAAGGGCUGCGUCUCUACAAGAAUGCUAAAUAUGAGGAAGCCUUAGAGAAAUUCGAAUCAGUGUUGGGAUCAAAACCAACUCCAGACGAAGCUUCGGUUGCUAGUUACAAUGUUGCAUGCUGUUAUUCCCAACUAAAUCAGUUAAAAGCUGGGCUAUCAGCACUUGAAGACGCCUUGGGAGCAGGAUUUGAAGACUUUAAGAGAGUUCGGACGGAUCCUGAUCUAUCAAACCUAAGGGCAUUAGAGGAAUUUGAGCCUCUUGUGAAAAGGUUUGACGAAUCAUUUAUCAAUGAGAAUGCCAUCAAUGCCAUCAAGUCCCUAUUCGGCUUCAAAACAUAAAAACAGACUCUUCUACAUUAAUCGUUUAUUAAACAAUUCACAUUCUUGUUGUCACAACUUGUAUAUAAGUAUCCUGAGCUUCUAGCUUUUAGACGAGUAACAAAAGAAUUUCCAGGGAAUUUGUUCCCAUAAGGAAAAAACUUUACAUAUUCAUAUUGGUGAUCCUAUACACAGUAUAGCUAUGUUGAAGAAACCUGUUUGUGUUCAAUUAAUUCCAAGAUAGUCAGUUUCUCUA
Molecule: messenger RNA, 1368 nt
Organism: Cucumis melo (muskmelon)
Lineage: Eukaryota; Viridiplantae; Streptophyta; Magnoliopsida; Cucurbitales; Cucurbitaceae
Product: protein MET1, chloroplastic
Exons: 7
Coding region: 126-1133 (335 amino acids)
Molecular function (GO): protein binding
Source: RefSeq, a predicted model, not a curated record